Molecule: messenger RNA, 3098 nt
Organism: Neurospora hispaniola
Lineage: Eukaryota; Fungi; Ascomycota; Sordariomycetes; Sordariales; Sordariaceae
Exons: 2
Coding region: 401-2827 (808 amino acids)
Molecular function (GO): ATP binding; ATP hydrolysis activity
Source: RefSeq, a predicted model, not a curated record
UCAACAACGCACAUUGAUUGCGUCAACGUCACGUUGCUCCGCCAAUACGUCUCCUCUCCGGAUUCCGGUGGCCUACAGAAGCGCGCUGGUACCUCUACGCCUCAAGAAACGUGGACCUGAGCCUUCCUUGGGGGCCCUUCGUUAGACCUGUUCUUCCAUUCGGCAACUGCCUUCGGGACGUUUUGCGACCACCCGAUUUUUCAACACCUUUCGCAACGGCGAUGCCGUCUGUGCGCGUAGAUCCGUAGUGUACAGGCCGAUCCACAGCAUCUGCUGAGAUCCUGUUCUUGACCGGACACUCCCGUCUACCUAGGCCGCCCUUGGAGAGCGGGAGCCCGCUGCGCCCUUUUGAAAAGUGCACACAGACAUUCCGUGAUGUGUAUACGUCUUACUUCUUACGAUGCUGCGCAACAGAUCAGCCGCUUCAGUUUUGCAGAAGACAUACGAUGAAAGCUACCUGACAUGCUCCACUGCUGUCUAUUACGAAGGCCAGGGCAAUGAGGAUGAGGCUAUGCGAUGCUGGAAACAGGCACUCGAACAAAUCUAUGACCAGCAAGCAAACAAAAUCUUGCCAGCCUUCACCCCACGUUCCGAGACGGAGAAGGCGCUGGUGGACAGUCUUCGGCAACUCGAGGUACAGUGCAAGGAACGAAUUGAUCUUCUAGAGGCCCUGCGUCUUUCGCGCCUCGAAUCCCUCGAGCAUGACGCUACACCAUCCGCGUCACGUUUGUCACCGUUGCCGAACCCUUCAGACCCCCCCAAGGGCUGGAUAGGUGACGGAACAAUCCCAGCCGUAACCUAUACAGACCUUUCCCGACCAACUCCCGCCAAGCGACCCUUUGUAGGGACUAGGUCCAUCUCAGAACAUACCAUGCCUACACCUGGGCCUUCUGCCGAGGUGCGUACGCCAGGCGGGGAGUUUCCCUUUGCAUGCACACGACCAGUGUUACCGUCGCCACCGUCGGCGUCAAGGCCUUCGCUCGAGGAGGGAACAUCGUCAGGGACACGCAGCCCCGAGAAGCAUACCAUGCGCACAACCCUGCGGACCGGACGUUUGGGAGACAAGAGAACUAGCCAUCGCCAGACGCCUCCAACCUCGGUUUCAGAACGCCCUGGUGCCAGUAAGGCAGCCUCGCUUGCCUGGAGCUAUCUUGGGAAAAGAGAAAGAUCGAGUCCGUCAGGGAGUGUCAGCGGUAAUAGUGGGGGAACUGGCACCACUGAUCAGACGAGUUCGGUACCGCUCGCAAGCUCUCCCUACUUAGUGGAAAGGCGACGUCAAAGUCCAGCGUUGGCAGGCCGGCAGCAGCAAUGGGACACGCAUACCAGGCGAUUGGUCAUGGGUCGUCCUCGGAGCCAAUCCAAACCGCCUCAUGCACGGCCUACUCCGGAAUCAUCGACACCCCGCCGUUCUGAUGAGCAUACACACACUCGCCAAUCCUCCUUCACCAUCAGCGCUGCUGCCGCAUCAAGUGCACUCAACUCAUUGACUUUGAGGGAUAACAACGAGCGCUCGCCGUUGGAAGGGGGGGAAGGACCCCGGCGAAGAACCGCUCCGUUACAGACACCAAGGAGGAGGCCUCUGCCUGCGACGGGGAACACAGAUGAGGAAGACACUGCAUACUCUGCGAAAGGAAGCGCAACAACGACCAGAAAAUCGAACAGAAAGAUGUCCGAUCCAACGCUGGCCCAACGGAAGCCCAUCAGCCGAACUUCUUACCUAACAAGCACGGCAAGGCCUGCGUCGGGCAGAUCGGCAACGACACAGGAUGUUGAUACACCUCGGAUGAGCGCUAAGGCAAGGGGCAAAAAGCUUGAACAAGUCCCAAUUUCGUCAAGUUCUGAGGAUUCUGAAUAUGAAACUCCCCGACGGCCGACAACAAGACAGCACCUAAGACAAAGACUGAAGCAGAGGGAUGUUUCCCUAGUUGCCGAUACACCGGCCCACAACUCCAAAAGCCAAGAAUCUGAAGGCAACGAUGGGGCGGCUCAACAAAGGUCAGAAGCUGCCAAGUGGAACAAGCAAAAGGCAAAGAUAUUGCGCCGUCUUCCUCCAGGGGUUGAUGAACAUGCUGCGAAACAGAUUCUAAACGAAAUCGUCGUUCAGGGUGAUGAAGUUCACUGGAAUGACAUAGCCGGCCUCGAGGUAGCCAAAAAUGCACUUCGGGAGACCGUAGUUUAUCCUUUUCUCCGACCGGAUCUAUUUAGGGGUCUUCGCGAGCCGGCCAGAGGCAUGCUGCUUUUUGGGCCACCGGGAACAGGAAAGACUAUGUUGGCGCGCGCAGUGGCCACGGAGUCUAAAUCUACCUUCUUCUCCAUCUCUGCUAGUAGUCUGACAAGUAAGUACCUCGGCGAAUCAGAGAAACUUGUUAGGGCACUGUUUACGCUGGCAAAGGUAUUGUCGCCGAGCAUCAUUUUUGUUGAUGAGAUUGACUCGCUGCUGUCGCAGAGAUCUGGCUCUGGGGAACACGAGGCCACGAUGAGGAUUAAGACGGAGUUCCUCAUUCAAUGGAGUGAUCUUCAGAGAGCUGCUGCCGGCAAAGAAACUGCAGCAAUAGGAACAAAGGAAAACGGCACCGAUGAUGAUGUGAACAGAGUCUUGGUGCUUGCCGCCACGAAUCUCCCGUGGGCUAUCGACGAGGCUGCAAGACGACGAUUCGUGAGGAGACAGUAUAUCCCACUUCCCGAAGCUGAUACAAGAGCAAUUCAGUUCAAAACGCUCCUCAGUCAGCAAAAGCAUACACUGGCCAACGAGGACAUCAAUGAGCUUGUGGAUAUGACCGAUGGUAAGUGGCGCUACCCGUUCGUGAAUGUUUCGCCAGCCAAUUAACUCCCUGGCCGGGUUGCCCGCCAGAUACCUUUUGCUAAGCACGUGCACCUCGCAGGAUUUUCCGGAUCCGAUAUCACAGCGUUAGCUAAAGAUGCGGCCAUGGGUCCUUUGCGGUCUUUAGGUGAAGCGUUACUUCAAACGACCAUGGACCAAAUACGCCCAAUUGAGCUGAAGGAUUUCGUCACCAGUCUGGCUACCAUUCGGCCUAGCGUUAGCAAGGCAAACCUGAAGUUUUAUGAAGAUUGGGCAAGAGAUUUUGGAGAAAGAGGCG